CUCCCGCCCCCGCUCCGGCCGCUGGGGGGAGUAGGCGUGUCCCCCAAGCGGCCUCCGGGACCCGCCGCCGCGCCGCGGACGUCACGAAGCGGCGCCCAGCCGCGCGCAUUGAGCUGGAGGCGCCAGCGGUCCGGUCCGUGGUUCCCCGCGCGGGGCCCGAGCCGCGACCCGCGAACCGAGGCCGGAGCGGGUGCCGCGGGAGGGAAAAGGGCGGGACUCCCUCCGGGGAGGGACCACCCGGGCGGGGGUGGAGCCUCCUUCCAGCCCGGCUUCUCCUCCCGCCGGUGCCGCUUUCCGCUCCCGGCCCUGCGCCUCCGGCCUCUGCGGCCCUUCUGGCCUUUCCUACCCCCGAGACAGCGGGUGGUGGCCAGGGAACAGGCUAAUCGCGGCGUAGCUGAUGUCCCCGAGGUGGCGGGAAGGAUGACUACGCUCACGCGACAGGACCUCAACUUUGGCCAAGUGGUGGCUGACGUGCUGUGCGAGUUCCUGGAGGUGGCCGUGCACCUGAUCCUCUACGUGCGCGAGGUCUACCCGGUGGGCAUCUUCCAGAAGCGGAAGAAGUACAACGUGCCUGUCCAGAUGUCCUGCCACCCGGAGUUGAACCAGUAUAUCCAGGACACGCUGCACUGUGUCAAGCCGCUCCUGGAGAAGAAUGAUGUGGAGAAAGUGGUGGUGGUAAUUUUGGACAAAGAGCAUCGCCCAGUGGAGAAAUUCGUCUUUGAAAUCACCCAGCCUCCACUGCUGUCCAUCAGCUCAGACUCCCUGCUGUCUCACGUGGAGCAGCUGCUCCGAGCUUUCAUCCUGAAGAUCAGUGUGUGUGAUGCUGUCCUGGACCACAACCCCCCAGGCUGCACCUUCACCGUUUUGGUGCACACAAGGGAAGCUGCCACUCGCAACAUGGAGAAGAUCCAGGUCAUCAAGGACUUCCCCUGGAUCCUGGCAGAUGAGCAGGAUGUCCACAUGCAUGACCCCCGGCUGAUACCCCUAAAAACCAUGACAUCAGACAUUUUAAAGAUGCAGCUCUAUGUGGAAGAACGAGCUCAUAAAAACAGCUGAGGGUGUGUCUGCCCCCAUGGAUGCCACAACUAUCGGACUUUGGGGGCCCCCAGCCUCGGGCAGCACUGCAGGGCCACCCCGCUUCCAAGUGCUCUUAUUGCCUCUGUGCGGACUGCCCAUCCUCCAGCCCGGAGCUGCUCAGGUCUGGUUGCCUUCACGGAGGAAUGGUCCCCCCAGGAGGGCAGGAAGGUGCUGGGAUCUCAAUUUCUCAGCCUCCUGGGGUUCAGCCGGUCAACACUGUCUCAAAUACUGUGCUGUGAGUUGUUUCAAUAAAGGGCCCCAAGGGCUGACCUGG
Myotis daubentonii (Daubenton's bat) is the source of this 1351-nucleotide messenger RNA. It is a transcript of the gene MAD2L2, whose product is annotated as mitotic arrest deficient 2 like 2. Lineage: Eukaryota; Metazoa; Chordata; Mammalia; Chiroptera; Vespertilionidae. The record is from RefSeq and is a predicted model, not a curated record. Gene Ontology annotation, cellular component: zeta DNA polymerase complex.